UGCAUGCAGCAGCAGGAAAGGAGACACAUGUUAUAGAGACAGCAGCAAGAGCAUAUAAGGUCAAUGUACACCGCAGCAAUUUGCUGCUGCAGCAGCAGCGCAGCAGCAACUUUGAUCUUAAUACUACGGAUACACAAGGAAGAGGCUUGCAGUGUCCUCACCACCCAACUGAACCCGCGCGCUAUGCCUGUCUAGAUUGCAAAGGGACAGUAUUAUGUGGUCAAUGUUAUGGCGAGGGUUUACAUAACACUCAUGAUCUUGUUAAUAUAAGAAGUGCUGUACCUGCAGCAAGAAUGAAGAUGAUGCAACAAUACUCUAAACUUAAGCAGCAAGCAAAAGAAUUAGAGGCUCUCUCCGCUUCCUUAAAAAGUAUUCAGAGGAAAGCGAUUCGUCUGCAAACAGCAAACGCAACACACAUCAAGGAUGCAUUCGAUUCCGUGGUGAGGGCAUUGGAGAUGCGUUGCGAAGCAGCAGAUAGAGAGAUGGAUUUAGAGAAAACCCUCAGCGCACAAACCCUCAAGACAAUAGACAAAGAUUGCGUAACUUUAUUGCGUUAUUUACGAGCAAAACAGCAGCAACUGCAGCAACUGCAGCAAUUAGGGCAGCAAAGUCCUGUAUUAGCAUUAAAUGCAUUUGCUGCUGUUGUCUCCUCCUUUGAUGCAUUAGAGGAAAAAACUGAUGUACUUACAGAUAUGCGUGAGAGGUUACGUUAUCCUCAUUGGCAGUUACGUGUCUUAGAGGUUAAUUCUUUAUUAGAAGAAAGACAAGAAGCAUUAUUACGUGUAUCUAGCCGUCUGAGUACAUUUUGCGAGGAGACAGGAGAAGCAGCGGAGACAUUUUUGUCUCUUUCUUUACCCCUAGAUAAUUCUCCUGCACAGCAUAGGGAGACAGAUAAACAGCAGCAACUGCUGCAGCAGCAUCUGCAGCAGCAGCAACAGCAGCAGCAGCAGCAGCAGCAACAGGAGGAGACAGAGACUAGAUUUAUACUCUCCCCUGAUCAACAAACUGCUGUUUAUCCAGGCGCAGAAAACCCUUACAGCAAAAUCUUCCUUAGUAAACCUCCUGAUAAGUACCAGGCCUUUGUAAGAAAGGAUCAAUUACAUGAGGAAUGGGAAGUACGGAUGGUGUCUCUUCGUGGUGAAUAUUUAUGUGUACAUAAAGAAGGAGACAGUCCCUUUAGUCGUAUAGAGGGGGCAAUAAGAAUAAAUAAGGAGACGCAUGCAUGCAGUUUUAGCAGCAGCAGCAGCAGGACAGCAUUAGCAGCAGCAGCAACAAAUGAUUAUCCUUAUGGAUUAGAGGUUAUACAAAUAGAUAUAAAUAAAAAAGAACUAACUAGCUUCUUGCUUCUUGCUGCAGAUAAUAAUUCCUUAGCUAAUGAAUGGGUAGAGGCAAUACAGCAGCAGCAGCAGCUAGCUAUAAAAAGGAGACACCAACAAUUGUCUCCUUUUCUUAUUGUCCCUUCUUAUAGUCCCCAACUGUCUCCUAGGGAGUUGCAUCUAGAGGCAGCAGGGAUGGCGUUCCCCGUUCCCCACAGACGUACAGCAGCAAUGCUGCCUACAGGUCUAGAGGAGGAGGAGGAGCAGCAGCAGCAGGAGUUGCUGCAGCAGCAGCAGCAAAGAGGGAGGAGGUCCUCUGUCUCCUCAUUAAGCAGCAGCAGAGACAGCUCAUUAGAUACAAUUAGUGUCUCUAAAAGGAGACACAAAAAGGAGACAAGUGUCUCCUCUUAUUAUAGUGAUACAGAAUUAUCUAGCUCAGACGAAGCAGCAGCAGCAGCAGCAGCAGCAGCAGCAGAUGAGGUAAUUGAAGGUCUUGCUGCUCCUCCUUUUCCUUCCUUAAGGAGAGAGGAGACAGAUAUAAAUAAAGAACAAAAAUUAGGGGAAUUAUAUAAUAGGAGGAGACGGAGGGCAACAGAGGGGACAGCAAAGGGGACAAUUAAACAAAAAAGAGACACACAGGAUGGUGGCACCAGCAGCAGCAGCAGCAGCAGGAACAGCAGCAACAAUAAUACAGGUAUACGUAGACCUAAACUACGGCCAACACACAAAUCAACAAGAGCAGCAGCAGAUGCAGAUGCACCCGAUGCAGCAGCAGCAGCAGCAGCAGCAGCAGCAAGUGAUGCAAGUAUGCCUCUCAAGACAUUAAGGACGGGCAUACAAAGGAGGGCAGUAAGGAGACUCGUAAGAGAGUUAGAGGCGAGGGCGUCUCCUGUGUCUCCUCCUACUCCUCCUCAGCAGCAGCAGCAGCUGCAGCAGCAGCAGCAACAGCAGCAACAGCAGCUGCCGCAGCAACAGAAUCAGCAGCAACGACAACAGCAGCAACAGAGACAGCAGCCGGGACAAAAAGAACAAUAUUUGCAGCAGCAGCAUGACCAACUGAAGAAGCUGCUGCAGGAGCAUCAGCAGCAGCAACAACUGCAGCAGCAGCAACAGCAGCAACUGCAGCAGCAGCAGCAGCAAAUGAAGAGGCUGCUCCAGGAGCAGCAGCAGCACAACAGAAGUGUCCCCGAUAGCGAAAUUGUCUCCUUGCCGGAGACAGACACGCUAGACUUUGCCUUUACACCUGAAGAGCAGCAGCAGCAGCAGCAGCAGCAGCAGCAAAGCAGCAGCAGCAGCAAAACAACAGAUGAGAACCACAACAGCACCAACAGCAGCAGCAGCAGCAGCAGCGGGAGACACUUCAAGAGUGACCCUUUGCUAGGAGACCCACCACCAACAGAGAAGCCAAGGAAACACCCUAAGGCAGCAGCAGCAGCAGCAGCAGCAGCGCCCACACCAAGGCGUCCUGCUGCUCCUGUUGUUGCUGCUGCUGCUCCAACAGAUGCUGCUGCUCCAACAGAUGCUGCUGCUGCUACUCCAGCAACAGCAACACGACUAGCUGCAGAAGCAGCAGCAGCACGAGCGGCAGCAGCAGCAGCACGAGCCGCAGCAGCACGCGCAGCAGCAACACGAGCAGCAGCAGCAGCAGCAGCAGACUCUGGUGGGUCGGAGCCAAAGAGACAGCAAGCAGCUGUCCCCUUGUCAACACCUAAGGACUCUCAGAGGAAGAAUAUGCGUGAGCAAGAGGAAGUAGCUGAGGUGUCUAGGCAGCAGAAGUUGCUGCAUCGUCGUUCUUAUAUAGAAGAUUUAGUGUCUCCUUUGUCUCCUUUAGGAGAAAGGAGACAAAAAAAGGAGACAAAAAAGGAGACAAAAAAGGAGACAAAAAAGGAGACAGAUAAGGAGACACCUGAUGAUUUUUAUAGGAUAAAAAUGCCUCCUGCAUCUUCUGUACCUUCCUUUACUCUUGUCUCCUCUCCUCCUGUUCGUGCUGCUCCUGCUGCACCUACUCCACCUGCUGCUGCUGCUGCAGCAGCAGCAGCAGGAGGUGCUGCUGCUGCUGAGAAGCCACGAUCUAAGAGACAGGGGACAAAAGUGUCUCCUCUAAAAAAGGAGACACUUCCUGCUGCAGCACUACCAAAGGCAAUAGCAGCAGCAGCAGCAACACAGAGGGGCAUAUUGCGUAAGACGGGUUCUGCUGUAGGAGGAGACAGGAGUACAAAGGAGACACAAGGAGGAGACGCAAGCGAAGAAGAAUUAGCAGCAGCAAGUGCAGCAGCAGCAGCAGCAGGAGCAGCAGAAGUAAGGAAGAGAGAAUUAGAAAUAGUAAGCAAAGCAAUGCAGCAAAUAGGUAUGCUGCGUAUAAGCAGCAGCAUUAUUUCUCCUAUUGAGCCUGACGACAGCAGCAGCAGCAGCAACAGCAACAGCAACAGCAACAGCAGCAGCAGCAGCAACAGCAACAGCAACAGCAGCAGCAGCAGCAGCAGGGCAAAAGAAGAGGCAGCAAGAGGCAGCAAGGGAAGAGAGAUAAAAAAGGAGACAAUAGGAGACAAACAACAAAGAAAGAGAUAA
Eimeria maxima is the source of this 3884-nucleotide messenger RNA. RefSeq names its product B-box zinc finger protein, putative. Lineage: Eukaryota; Apicomplexa; Conoidasida; Eucoccidiorida; Eimeriidae. The record is from RefSeq and is a predicted model, not a curated record. The transcript is spliced from 13 exons. Gene Ontology annotation, molecular function: zinc ion binding; transcription cis-regulatory region binding; nuclear receptor activity. The annotation marks the transcript as partial. Gene Ontology annotation, cellular component: nucleus; aryl hydrocarbon receptor complex. Gene Ontology annotation, biological process: regulation of transcription by RNA polymerase II.